Molecule: messenger RNA, 585 nt
Organism: Entrophospora candida
Lineage: Eukaryota; Fungi; Glomeromycota; Glomeromycetes; Entrophosporales; Entrophosporaceae
Source: the annotation of a GenBank genome assembly
AUGGUCUCUGGAGCUCCAAUGAAAAACAACAACGAUAAAAAUCUUAACAAGAAUUUAUGUAAAAACAAAAAGGCAACAAAUGGUAAACAAGUUCGUCAAGGCUCUUGUUCACAAACAAUCCAAGGAGAAAUUCCAUCUGUCGAUCACAUGCCAUCAACAUUAAUAAUAGAGCCAAUGAAUGGUCAAACAAUAAAGGCACACCAAUCAUUUAGAAUUAGAACAAAAACUUCAAAUUUAAUAACAGGUUUCUUCACCGAUCCAAUUAAGCAAUAUUAUGUCAAACCUCAACAACUGAAAAACGGCAUGAUCAAAGGACAUUCUCACAUUACCAUACAAAAACUUGAUGGUAAUAAUUUACCUGAUGCAAGAGAUGUCGCAUUCUUUAAAGGAUUGGAUCAACCAGAUGAUAAUGGGAUUUUGUCAGUUAAAGCAAAAGGUUUAUCACCCGGUGAUUAUAGAAUUUGUACUAUAGUCUCAUCAUUCUCUCAUCAACCUGUGAUAAUGCCAAUUGCAAAACGUGGCUCACAAGACGAUUGUAAAAUAAAUAAAUCGAGUGAUCUUGUGGAAGAAGAGAUUAUUGCGUAA